Chinchilla lanigera (long-tailed chinchilla) is the source of this 2117-nucleotide messenger RNA. It is a transcript of the gene Sec14l3, whose product is annotated as SEC14-like lipid binding 3. Gene Ontology annotation, cellular component: cytoplasm; nuclear speck. The transcript has 12 exons. NCBI's taxonomy places the organism in Eukaryota, Metazoa, Chordata, Mammalia, Rodentia, Chinchillidae. The coding region runs from base 109 to 1311 and encodes 400 amino acids. The record is from RefSeq and is a predicted model, not a curated record.
GGGCCACACCCCGGAGCAGGGGCAAAAGGCCCCAGCUGGCUCUUGGCUGACAGACUAGGCUGGGCCUCUGCUCACCGCAGCCACCACUCCUCCCGCUCAGCCGGCACCAUGAGCGGCCGAGUCGGAGACCUGAGCCCCAAACAGGCAGAGACCCUGGCCAAGUUCCGAGAAAAUGUCCAGGAUGUGCUGCCUGCGCUGCCCAACCCGGAUGAUUAUUUCCUUCUCCGCUGGCUCCGAGCUCGGAGUUUCGACCUGCAGAAAUCAGAGGCCAUGCUCCGCAAGUACAUGGAGUUCCGGAAGACCAUGGACAUUGACCACAUCCUUGACUGGCAGCCCCCGGAGGUAAUCCAGAAGUACAUGCCUGGGGGCCUGUGUGGCUAUGACCGUGAUGGGUGCCCUGUGUGGUAUGACAUCAUCGGGCCGCUUGACCCCAAGGGAUUGCUCUUCUCAGUCACCAAGCAGGACCUGCUGAAGACCAAGAUGAGGGACUGUGAGCGCAUCCUGCAUGAGUGUGACCUGCAGACGGAGCGGUUAGGGAAGAAGAUUGAAACCAUCGUGAUGAUAUUUGACUGUGAGGGCCUGGGACUGAAGCACUUCUGGAAACCUCUGGUAGAAGUGUACCAGGAGUUCUUUGGCCUCCUUGAAGAAAAUUACCCAGAAACGCUGAAGUUCAUGCUCAUUGUGAAAGCUACCAAACUGUUCCCUGUGGGCUACAACCUCAUGAAACCCUUCCUGAGUGAGGACACUCGCAGGAAAAUUGUAGUGUUGGGAAACAGCUGGAAGGAAGGUUUGCUGAAACUUAUCAGUCCUGAAGAACUGCCUGCCCACUUUGGGGGGACCCUGACUGAUCCUGAUGGAAACCCCAAAUGUUUAAACAAGAUCAACUAUGGGGGAGAGAUCCCCAAGUCCAUGUACGUGCGGGACCAGGUGAAAACUCAGUACGAGCACUCCGUGCAGAUCAGCCGCGGCUCCUCACACCAGGUGGAAUAUGAGAUUCUGUUUCCAGGCUGCGUCCUCAGGUGGCAGUUUGCAUCAGAUAGUGGGGACAUUGGUUUUGGGGUUUUCCUAAAGACCAAGAUGGGAGAGCGGCAGAAGGCUGGGGAGAUGACGGAGGUGCUGUCCAGCCAGCGCUACAAUGCCCACAUGGUGCCUGAGGACGGGAGCCUCACCUGCUCGGAGGCUGGUGUCUAUGUCCUACGCUUUGAUAACACCUAUAGCUUUGUCCACGCCAAGAAGGUCAGCUUCACCGUGGAGGUUCUGCUCCCGGACGAGGGCAUGCAGAAAUACGACGAGGAGCUCACCCCUAUCUAGGUGUCCUCUCCACUUCACAAAGACCCCUAGCUGUUUUCUCUUUAAUUACCCUACCUUCCCACCCUGACACUGAUCAAUAGUCUUCCUCACUCUGGGACAUUAGUAAGUAGAGAAAGAUUUCCAGGAGAAGGUUCAUCUGUGGUGGCCAAAUCAAGAAAGACAUAAAACACACAGCCUUGAAGAAAACAAAAGUUACAGAAGAAAAAGCAGCAAGAGUGAAGGCAAGAGGUGGAUGUCACUGAAAUUCAAGAAUAGGGAAAUGAAUCUCAUAGCCUUCAUCCUUGCCUAUCUUAAGGCAUUUGUGUGUGCUUGAAUUCCUUCCCUGUGGGAUGUGAGAAACUUGGGUUUGAAAUUUACCUGAAUUCUUUUUACCUCCACUCCCUAUAUGGUAGAUACUUAGAGUAUACAUAAGAGUUGAAUGGUGGAUCAGAAUGGAGAGAGCAAGUGAUUCACGGGGUGUGUAUGACAAGGAGGAGAUUUCAGCACCUUGGACAGGAACAGAGUAUCAUAGGGAUGGACUUCUGGAGACCCAGGCAAUCCAGCUCCCAGGUUUCUGACUGCGGCUUCCUCUUGGGAGCCCACUCACGAAACCUCUGCAUCUCUGGCAGGAAAUGCCUACACAAUGUCUAACUUGGGACACUCAUUUUCUUCCAAUCAUUGUUACCAUCCUCACUGCUCCCCUUUGGAAUUCACAGCUUAUAUAUUAAGCAAUUAAAGGAGUUUUCUUCAAAACAAGGGAAGCUACAUCUCACUCUAGCUGCUGCCUGGCAUCAUGAUAAUAAAAUAUCACACCUGUCAUGUGGUGA